Messenger RNA from Rhea pennata, 1518 nucleotides. It is a transcript of the gene EEF1G, whose product is annotated as eukaryotic translation elongation factor 1 gamma. Bases 66 to 1364 code for a protein of 432 amino acids. The record is from RefSeq and is a predicted model, not a curated record. Lineage: Eukaryota; Metazoa; Chordata; Aves; Rheiformes; Rheidae. Gene Ontology annotation, biological process: translational elongation. Gene Ontology annotation, molecular function: translation elongation factor activity. The transcript has 10 exons. Gene Ontology annotation, cellular component: nucleus; cytoplasm.
CGGCUGCCAGCACUUCGGGGCUUUACGGCUGCGCGCACCUCCUUUUUUUCUCUCCACUCGCCAAGAUGGCCGUGGCAGGGACUCUCUACACUUACCCCGAGAACUGGCGGGCCUUCAAAGCCCUCAUCGCUGCCCAGUACAGUGGGGCCAAGAUCAAGGUUCUCUCCAGCCCGCCCCACUUCCACUUCGGCCAGACCAACAAGACCCCCGAAUUUCUGAAGAAGUUCCCCGUAGGGAAGGUUCCGGCCUUUGAGGGCGAUGACGGUUUCUGUGUGUUCGAGAGUAACGCUAUUGCAUAUUAUGUCAGUAAUGAUGAGUUGCGAGGUGCAACCAAGGAGACAGCUGCUGAGAUUGUCCAAUGGGUGAACUUCGCUGACAGUGACAUCGUUCCCCCUGCCAGCACCUGGGUGUUUCCCACACUGGGCAUCAUGCACUACAACAAGCAGGCCACAGAGUUCGCAAAGGAGGAAGUGAAGCGGGUCCUGGGGAUCCUGGAUUCCCACCUGAAAACCCAGACAUUCCUGGUGGGAGAGCGCAUCUCGCUGGCUGACAUCACGGUGGUGUGCACCCUCCUCUGGCUCUACAAGCAGGUGUUGGAACCGGCUUUCCGGCAACCCUAUGUGAAUGUCAACCGCUGGUUUGUGACGUGCCUCAACCAGCCGCAGUUUAAGGCUGUGCUGGGUGAUGUGAAGCUCUGCGAGAAGAUGGCCCAGUUUGAUGCCAAAAAAUUUGCUGAGAACCAGCCGAAGAAAGACACCCCCAAGAAGGAGAAACCAGCCAAGGAGGAGAAGAAGCAAGAGAAGAAGGAAGAGAAGAAGCCAGCACCUGAGGAAGAGCUGGAUGAGUGUGACCAGGCCCUGGCUGCUGAGCCCAAAUCCAAGGAUCCUUUUGCACACCUACCGAAGAGUCCGUUUAUCAUGGAUGAGUUCAAGCGGAAGUAUUCUAACGAAGACACGCUGACCGUGGCCCUGCCCCACUUCUGGGAGCACUUUGACAAGGAGGGCUGGUCGAUUUGGUACGCAGAAUACCGCUUCCCCGAGGAGCUGACCCAGACCUUCAUGAGCUGUAACCUCAUCACAGGCAUGUUCCAGCGUUUGGACAAGCUGCGUAAAAAUGCCUUUGCCAGUGUCAUCCUCUUUGGUACCAACAACGACAGCAGCAUUUCCGGUGUCUGGGUCUUCCGGGGCCAGGAGCUGGCCUUCACGCUGAGUCCAGACUGGCAGGUGGAUUAUGAGUCCUACACCUGGAGGAAGCUGGACAGUGAUAGUGAGGAAUGCAAGACACUGGUCAAGGAGUAUUUCAUGUGGGAGGGAGACUUCAAACAUGUUGGCAAAUCCUUCAACCAGGGCAAGAUCUUCAAAUGAGGCUGCUGCUGUGUGCAGCACUGCACGAACUGACCAUGGAGGGUGAGGCCUGGUGGCCAGAGUGCUCCCAGGCUGCUGUGAGCUGGUCUCUGAGGUGGGGACUGGGACAAACGUCUGUGACUCGAACAAAAAUAAAACCCCAGAUGUGCUAGUA